CAUUGAACUCGAAUUGUUAACAGACAUUGACAUGGUUCUCUUUUUCGAGCGGGGAAUUCGCGGCGGUCUUGUUCAAGUGUCGGACCGCCACGCUCAGGCCAAUCAUCUAGACCUUGGGGACUCUUAUCAACCUUCUGAUAAGGAUUCUUAUCUCUCAUUUGUUGAUUCAAAUAAUUUAUACGGAUAUUCCAUGUGUCGCCCUCUACCUACAGGACGGUUCAGUUGGUUGACAUGCUAUCAAAUUUUGAGAAAAGAUUUUGUAACCGAGAUCCCAUAUCAACCAUUCCCGGCCAAUGGACUCUCUAGUGGUUGUGAAAUACUUUGUUUCGAUUUGACGGAGAUGCCGGAACCGACAAUCAGUUCCACUGUUAACAUCAAAAUCGUGAUGGAAACUUUACCCGAUCACGUCAUUCCUAAGAAUACCUCGGCCUAUUGUCUCAUUUUACAUCAACAGGAGUUCGCUUACCAACCGUUAACAGAUAUCGUAACUCAUGUAUAAAACAGUCUCGAAUCGCAUCAAUCGUCAUUUCUUCUUUACGUCUCAACCACACCAGAGAGAGAGAGAUAUAUAACAAUGAGUGAAGUAGGAGAGCAACAGCUACAGGAGCGGCCGCCGCCGCCGCCGCCAGUUUCUACUCCUCCCCCUCCUAGUCCUGAUGGUAGUGACAUGGAUGGGGUAGAACAGCCCCCCUCGAGUGUUUUUCAUUUUAGUGGUGGGGAAGAAGAAGAGGGAGAAAAGACCAGACGCAAAAGAAGAAAGAAUAAGCAAAAGGGGUCGGAAUGUACGACACAAUGUGAUUUACAUUGUAAAACGAAACCUAAAAGAAUAAGUAGUCUGAAACGCAAACCUACGGACAAACAACGUGUACGAGGACGAAUGCAGCAGCAGCAGCAGUCUCUCACCGGGGAUGCAUCUCCGGCUGCGGAAGCUGGGGGAUGUGCUGUGAACGUUACACGGUGUGCCAGAAACGCUGCGGAAUGGUUAGCGAGGGCUGUUGUUACUUUGUGCAAUGAUAAUAACAAUAAUAGUGGUACUGAAAAGUACAUGUCAGAUGCAAUGUAUACCUUCUAA
Messenger RNA from Gryllus bimaculatus (two-spotted cricket), 1072 nucleotides. Lineage: Eukaryota; Metazoa; Arthropoda; Insecta; Orthoptera; Gryllidae. The record is from the annotation of a GenBank genome assembly.